Apiotrichum porosum is the source of this 1884-nucleotide messenger RNA. RefSeq lists its product as uncharacterized. The record is from RefSeq and is a predicted model, not a curated record. The coding region runs from base 1 to 1884 and encodes 627 amino acids. The transcript is spliced from 7 exons. NCBI's taxonomy places the organism in Eukaryota, Fungi, Basidiomycota, Tremellomycetes, Trichosporonales, Trichosporonaceae.
AUGAACCCUCCUCCCGCAGCAGGCUCGUCGACGGCCGCUCCGCCAACUCUACCGCCUGACAUAACGACCGAUGCCGAGUACUUCCACGACCUGCAUGCCGGCCCAUUCCGCCGCCCCUUCCUGUGGAUGAGUACGCUCAGCAAAGAAGACAAAUGUCAACUGUACGACGACGUUCGCGCAUUACUGGCGAAUGAUGACCUCGACGGGUCGGUGCAGAAGCUUCUCCACGCUGCUGGACCCGGUGCCACCUACCUUGACCUCGGCUCCGCAGAUGAAGUGAAUUCGGGAGUCAACAGACCCCUUGUUACCCAUCUGCACACCUUCAAGGUCCUCGAGGACGUUUACAACCAUCACCGUCGUCCGCCGUCCGACCCCCUCCAUCUUCCACGCUUGCCGCUUACACUUAACUACUUUUCGGCAGACGAGCAUCAACACCGCUUCUCUCGCCUUGUUGAUCUAUACAUUGUGCACAACAACGGCCUCCUGUUCAACCCGGCCAGAUUCGUCAUGUCCUUGUAUGAAGUCAAACAUGGCAAACCAGACUUCUAUGCAUACUACCCGGCGGGGAACGGCGGUACCUUCUACGACGGCAUGCACCUGCCCGACGGUGUUCGCGCUUCGCGUUCUUCCAUGCAGAGGGCAGUGUUCGACGCAAUGCGGUCAAAAGGUCUCCCCCUCCCCGAUCUUCCAACUGGUGUCCCCAGUGGCGUAAAGGACAUGCUUUACCGAGGCCCUGGCGGUGUGAAGGAUCUCGCAGUCGUUGACGACGACACCCGCAAGGAGGUCGAAUCAUUCAUCAAGCGAAAGAACGCAGAGGGCCACUCUGGCACCAUCCUACACGUUUCCCUCGCAUUCGAGUAUGGCGUGCGUGCCAACACAAUCAACAGCGGCGGCCGCCAGCUUGUCACGUCGCGUCAGAAUGCUCAAGGCAAGCGAAAUGGUCUUUAUGGCACCCAGUUGAGCACGGCGAUUACCGAGCUCCGCCAACGGUUCGAAAAUGACAACAUCCACAAGAAUCUCGCCCUUGACAAGCGCUUCAACUUCUCCCAAUAUGAUCUCGACGAGAUGCUUCAGGUAAAUUUGGACAAGUAUGGCAUCAUCGAAGGCCCUAUCCGCGAACACAUGAUCGCCCAUGCACUGGCCAAGGGCUGCGUCCACGAGGGCUAUGAGCGCUCCAUCGCCAAAAUGGCUCAAACGGGCCUCGUCACUGGUGUGUGGGCCAUUGACCCCCUCGAAUUGGACGACAACAAUCCCUUCGUGUGUGCGUACCAUUGGAAGGCCACCACUUUCCUUAUCCACCCCGAAUGCUUGGGUCUCGACAAGGUUGUAGCCACAGCCCUGCUCAAGAAAAAGAACAAGGACUUCCUCUUCAACGUCGUCAAGGGCGGAGCUGAGGCUAUUGCCAAGGGCGAGGUGUAUUGUAUCGACAGCAGACGCAACUAUCUCGUCGACUGUGCCACCUGUGGACAGCCGUGCGCGGGAAACAAUACGCAGUCAAGCAGCCGAGACCUCAACAAGCACGGAUAUGUCGAUUCGGACCAGGAACCAUGCUGCCGGUCCUGCUUCACCAACACUUACAAUGGACUGGACGUAUCUCCUACACGCUUUCAGGAGAUGUAUCCCAGUACCGGCGCCGACAUUCUCGACCGUGACCUGCUGGACGCCACCUCCAAAUCUCUGUUUGACGUUAUCGCGGCCAACAGGGGUGAUAUGGACACGAUUGAGACCGCGUUCCUGAACGCAUCAGUGAGCCUCUGCCACUCUGUUGCUCCGCGCCCGAUAUCUGUUAGCAUUGCCCGCCAUGUGCUGCACAGGCAUGUCACAACGAAUAUGGCGCCGUAUGCCAGGGCUCGAGCCUUCAUUGAGAGGUACAUGUCCGCCUAA